Messenger RNA from Acanthochromis polyacanthus (spiny chromis), 2422 nucleotides. It is a transcript of the gene hspbap1, whose product is annotated as hspb associated protein 1. The coding region runs from base 165 to 1598 and encodes 477 amino acids. The transcript is spliced from 8 exons. Lineage: Eukaryota; Metazoa; Chordata; Actinopteri; Pomacentridae. The record is from RefSeq and is a predicted model, not a curated record. Gene Ontology annotation, molecular function: 2-oxoglutarate-dependent dioxygenase activity.
CGCGGUUGUUGUCGCACAAACAGAGCCAAAAUGGAGCACUUUCGCACUGGAGUGUUGCUGAUGUAAAUUAUAGCUCCUACAGUGUCAUGUGAGUUUUGUUUGCUUCCGUACGAACUUCAGCUACAAGUGUAAGGUAAGCCUACUAUCAGUGUGUCCCCUUGGCUAUGGCUGCCACCACCUCCAUCAAACCCUUCAGCCCAGAGGAAACCCGGAGGAUUCUGGAUCAUUUGCAGCAGCCUGCAAUCUUUCUGAACAUGACCUGCAGCUGGCCUGUUCUCAGCUGGACAGUAGAGCAUCUUUCUGGCUGCCUCGGUGACAAACUUGUCCGAUUCAGACUCGGGAGGAAAGAGGAGACAAACGCUCCUGUAUUUGAGACACAGUGUUCUUAUGAGGAGGCUAAAGUGGCUCAGUUUCUCAGCUGGACCCAGGGUCAGUUUGGGACAGAUGUGGGGCCUUUUUCUAAAUAUUCCCACUCAGAAUAUUGGGCCUACGCUGACUACAAAUACAUCGCCAUGCUGUUUCACGAUCAGCCUUCGAUGUUUGAGGAUGUAAAGUGGUCCGAAUUUGGUUUCGAGGGACGUAAUGGGAGAGAAAGCACCUUAUGGAUCGGCACAGAGGGGGCAAAUACUCCGUGCCACCUUGACUCUUAUGGCUGUAACCUGGUAUUGCAGGUUCAAGGAAGGAAGCGCUGGCACCUUUUUCCUCCAGAAGACACAGCUAAACUUUACCCAACCAGAGUCCCAUAUGAGGAGUCCAGUGUCUUCAGCCAGGUGGACGUUCUGCAUCCAGACCUGAGAAGGUUUCCUGCCUUUCAGAGUGCCAGAGCUCAUGUCGUCACCUUGCAGCCUGGACAGGUGCUUUAUGUUCCCAGACACUGGUGGCACUAUGUGGAGUCAGUGGAUCCCCUCACCGUCAGCAUUAACUCCUGGAUUGAGCUGGAGAUGGAUGACGUGGCAAGAGUUAGUGAAGCUGUGGCCAAGACGGUUGUCUUCGCAAUUAAAAGUGCUCAGAGUGAUGACAACACUGACAACUGGCUCAGCCCCACAGAGGAAGAAAAAGCAUCCCAUGAUGAGAACAUGCAGUAUGUGAACCUAGCGGUGAGGGCUUGUGCUCAAAGACAGCAGACCCAGAGCCCAAGAGACACCUGCCGAGUCAAGCGGGACUCGAGUGGACAAAUCAAGAAGAACCGAGCCUGUGUUUGGAAUCGUGCACCAUUCAGUGUUCCCUUUGGUCCACAUCUCAUCUCUGUAUGCUGUCAGCAAGAAGAACUGAGUUUGACCCAGAAACAUCUGGACGUCAGCUCUUCCAGGAACUGCACCACCGGCUCAGAUGCUGAAUCGAGAAGCACUUCUGAAUUGACUGUGAAACCCCAUGAUGGAAGCCAUGAAUGUCGCUCUGGUUUAACUCAAAGUGGACCAUGUGACUGUGGAAGAGGGACAUCAGAGCACUCUUCAGAGGAUUAUAAGGAGUUUAAACAUACAACAAUAACCACUAAUGACCUGUUAGGCUGCCUGGUGCAUCCUGAUAUCAUCACUCGUGUCACAGAGCUUUUAUUGGAAAGACACAUGGGAAAUCACAGGAACACUGUGCCUCUCUAACUUUAAUAUUCACCUGAGGAAGACAAUAAGUUUUGCUGAAGUUUGCAGUGGUUUAGAGAUGUGAGCAAGGCAAAAAAAAAAAUCUCUGGCUGCAGAAAUACAUCCUCUAAGCUACCAGUAGUGUUGUGAUGUCAGUUAUUCUUCUCUCAUUUGUCAAUUUCUCCUUACCUUCCCCCCGAAUGUGAGAAGUCACACCCAAAACUAAUCAUAAUCACUGUCGAGUGGCACUAACAUUUCCUUUAUUUGUUUUCCUGCACAUGCUAAUCCUGUUUGAUUCCCACAGAGUAGGAAAAGUGACCACUUAAAUCAAUUUAUUAUGCUAGUAAGCAAAAUAAUUCACAAUAUUGCAGGUAUGCAAACAUUUGUUUUCAGCGUAAUGUUUCUCUGUCGGUAAGGGGUGUCGUCAUUGUGCAGCCACAGAAGGCUGAUCGUAAUGGUUUUGUGAUUGAUGGAACCUGCGUUAGGAGCAAUGAAUGAAAUAGGACUGUUUGAACAGUCUGCUGCCACAGGUCACUCAUGUCAGAGGAGACAAAGGACGGGUGUGCAGUUAUAGGAAGGGGAUAAUAAAUACAAUAUUUUCACAGAUAAUUUCUUUUCUAAACUUAAUUUCUUGUAUUUGUUUUCAACAACAUAGAUGACAUUUUACACAUCUAAGCAUAGAUGGUCACAGAUAUAAAAUAUUGUGGCACAAAAAUAUACCCGGUCGUUAUUAAUGGGGAUAAUGCAAAAGACAAGAUUCGACAUCAGUCAAGAGUUUAUUUAUAGAGCUUCAUAGGGAGGAGCAUCAUUUACUUUUUCCUGAAUAAACACAGUUUGCAUCUUGA